AUAGAAAAUUACUUUAUCAACUAAUUUUACUGGCUUUUGGUCCUUACUCAAGUGCACUGGUUUUACCAACUUUCCUGCACAACAAUAUAAGCCACAAGCCACUUAUUUGGUUUUAUCAAUAUAUGUUGACGAUGAUACAUGGGCAAGUAAACGAAUGGAUUUGUUUGGCAUGUUGAUAAAUUACAAUCAGCGGGUGACUUGAUCUCCACCUCAUCAUUUGAAUCACUUUUAGAUUUGGUGCAAAGCGUUGCUUCCAAUUGACCGACGACAUACUGCACUAUGAACAUUUUUCAAUGGCGAAAACAUUUGAGAGUCGCAAAUCUGGUCUUCGGGCAUCACCUUAUUAGUUAUUGGAAAGAAACAAACGCACCCUUCAGAUAGACAUCCUACUAUCCUAGUGUAAAUUCAAUUUUCCAAGCUUCGACUGAGACGCCGGAAUUCCCAAGGGACAUGUCACAGAGAGGGAGAUAGAGAGAAAGAGAUUUUGGAAUGAGAGGACAUCCAUCUUCCUUCUGUAAGCGUCUUCUGCACAGUAAAGGAUGGAUCCCCACAAAAAAUUUCAGUAGAUCGAACGUGAAUUUGUUGACCAAGCUCUCUAUAUCUGACCGUAGAAACGGGGACGCGAAAUCUGUACGCGAGGCGUUCGAUGAAGUGCCUAGACGAGAUGUGAUCGCGUGGAGUGCAUUGAUUUCGAGGUACUCUCGACAGGGGCACUCCAGAGAAGCAGUGAACGAGUUCGUGCUGAUGAAUAGAAGGGGCGUCGACGCCAAUCAGUUUACUUAUGGUAGCGUUCUUAGAGCAUGCACCCAUUUGGACUUCCUGCAAGAAGGAGAAAUGGUUCAUUGUUGUAUCAUGAAGAGAGGAUAUUAUCAGAAUCUUUUUGUGCAGAGCGCUCUUGUUGAUUUGCACUUGAAAUGUGGGAGAGUGGAAGAUGCGUUGUACGUGUUUGACAAGAUGUCCGAGCGAGAUCUCGUGUCAUGGAACACGAUGGUUGGAGGAUUUGCAGCAAAAGGUUUUGGAGCGGGGGCAGUCCAACUGUUCCAGUUGAUGUUGAGGGAGGGAUUUUGUCCGGACAGGUACUCGUUUGCGAGUGUUCUGAAGAGAGGUUGCAGUCAUGGGAUUGAGGGUGUCAGAGUGAUUCACGGGUUGACUAUCAAGUUUGGAUGUGAUUCAAACGACAUUGUUUGUGGCGCUCUAAUAGAUGCGUAUGCCAAAAGUGGGAGUUUAGGAGAUGCUAAGCUUGUGUACCAUUCCAUGGAAGUGGAAGACUUGGUUUCGUUAACUGCUUUGGUAACUGGAUAUGUGCAUGGCAGAAAGAAUGGUGUUGUAGCAAUGGAGAUGUUCAGUGACAUCCAUAGGAGAGGGAUGAGAAUUGAUGGCAUCUUGCUCUGCUCAGUUCUUAGCAUAUGUGCAGAUGUAGCAGCUUUUGACAUGGGGAGGCAAAUUCAUGCUCUUCUAUGGAAAAUUCAGUCUAAUCACGAUACUGCAUUAGCAAACGCCUUGGUUGACAUGUAUUCAAAGUGUGGAGCAAUUGAAGAUGCAGAUCAGGUUUUCAAUGAGAUGGCAGAGAGAAAUGUGAUCUCUUGGACUUGUUUGAUCACUGGAUAUGGGAAGAACGGUCUGGAAAAUGAGGCUAUUGGGCUUUUCCAACGUAUGGAGAGAAGCGGUAUAAAGCCCAACGAUGUGACCUUUCUGGGUGUCCUUUGCGCUUGCAGUCAUGGCGGGAUGGCAAGCAUAGGACAGCAGUUGUUUGAUUCCAUGAUGAAUGCCUAUGGUAUCCAACCAAGAGAAGAACAUUACGCUUGUGUUGUUGAUCUCCUUGCGCGCUCUGGAUGUAUUAAAGAGGCAUAUGAAUUUGUUUGCAAUAUGCCCAUCAGGCCUACAGCUUCCCUGUGGGGGUCACUUCUUGGAGCUUGCAUAUUGCACCAAGAUGCAGUCGUAGGAGAGAAAGCUUCUAGGCAUUUGAUUGCCAUGGAACCUGCCAAUUCAACUAGUUACAUAGUAGUUGCCAACAUAUAUAAAUCUUUGGGUCUGUGGGAGAAGGCAGAAGAGGCAAGGAGAUUGAUGAAAGAAAGGGGUCUAAGUAAGGAACCUGGAUGGAGUUUGAGUUAUUUGGUGAAGGAGCCCCGUUUCUUGGAGCAGCUUGUCUGAAUCAAUUGAAACCAUUGUGGGUUACAAACAAGAAAACAUAUAGGCUAAUCAACUUAAGCGAUACAAAAGACAUAGAGACCUUUUUUGCAAUCUCACUUGAACUAAAUCUUCGAGUAUCUUGAUCACUGGAUCUGAUGGCAACUGAUUCCUCCAAUCAAAUGAAUAGCGGAGCUGUAUUGCAUGUGAAAGCAUAUGGAGUUUUUCAUUCUUCAUGAAAGGAAGACAGGUCAAACUCAGAAAAUCGAUAAAUUCAGAAGGAUCUGCAGAUUUUGCUAGCAAGAUUGCGCUGAGUAUACCUCUGAAGAAAGAGUAUACAGGAAGUUGGUAGUUUCCAUAUUACGGAACCAAGUUUCUUGUGCUGUUUUCAGUACGAGACCAGUGGGAAUACAAAGACGUGCCUGCUCAGUUACAACUUACAACCAUUCUAAUGCCUGUGAAAUACACGUUGGACGAGAAAAGCCAUUCAGUUUCCAACUGAAUAAAGCAACCACUCCUAUUUAUUCCUUUGGCUUAUAUAUGUUCUAUAACGUUUUAUCUAGCAAAAGCCACAAGCAAUGGAAACUUCUGUAUUGACUAUUGCGUAGGCUGCAAAAUAGCUGAAAGAGAUGAAGAGAGUUGGAAAAGUCCAACUUGCGAUUGUGCAAUUUGGCAUCAAAAUUUCCUGACUCUUCUACUUGGAGUAACAUGAAUCAACAACUGGAAGCACCAAGAGAGUCGCAACCUGUGUAAAUGAAGGACGAACACUGAAUAUGAUUUACAGAAAACCAAAAUGUGGCAGAAUUUAAAUUGGAGCUUUCAGAACAACUUCAAAAAGACUUGUGAAAACUCAGAAGUCCAGCUGUGAUGCCUCUGGUGCCGCUGGAACUAAUUUCAGCUUUGACAGACGCAAGGAGAAAUCUCAAAUGGGAGCAGAACUUGGUGGAAAUGAAGCACGCAGGAUGGAGGGUGGCAGGCAUGGGAGAUUCAUCUAAUAUACAUGGAUGUGAAAACAGAUUUGCAUUAUCAGUAACAUCUUCGUGCUUCAUUAACUUUUCCCAAUACACUUAACAUUUUUUUGUUCCUUCCCUCCUAACACUUAAAAUUUUUGCAGGACAGAUAAAAGAGAGCAAAAAGAAUUGACCCUUACUUCCUGGUGUCAGGCAUAACUUCAACUCUGUAUGGCGCGAUCCAAAGUCAAACGUGUAUUCGUGCUAUUUUCGUUGUUUCUUUUCCUUCCUAUUUGUUCUUUACACUCAAGAAACUAUGUUUUGAUUGCAAACGUCCAGCUUGACAUUGCCAAUGUCAAAUUUGAGGGUUGAAGGAAUUCUCUGUCAGCGCAUCAUUUAAGGUUCUCUUUGAUUUAUAUGCUGGAAGUGUGGCGGACGAAAGAAAACCUUAAAUGUAUCUAUAGAUUAAGUUCACACGAUCGAUGUAAACAAUGUCCAGUUGACCUUACAGUUUUUUGUAGUCGCAUAUGUAUACAUGUUGUAAUC
Molecule: messenger RNA, 3623 nt
Organism: Nymphaea colorata (pocket water lily)
Lineage: Eukaryota; Viridiplantae; Streptophyta; Magnoliopsida; Nymphaeales; Nymphaeaceae
Product: pentatricopeptide repeat-containing protein At3g20730
Exons: 3
Coding region: 490-2151 (553 amino acids)
Biological process (GO): RNA modification
Molecular function (GO): RNA binding; protein binding
Source: RefSeq, a predicted model, not a curated record